Messenger RNA from Cuscuta campestris, 1860 nucleotides. NCBI's taxonomy places the organism in Eukaryota, Viridiplantae, Streptophyta, Magnoliopsida, Solanales, Convolvulaceae. The record is from the annotation of a GenBank genome assembly.
CAAUCUUAAAAAUGAGAAAAAAUCAAAAUGAGAGAAUUAAAUCAGGGAGUAUUUCAAAAAUCUAGUGGCAUUAAAGUGUGUUUUCCGCAAAAAAANGUGUAUGCAUAGAAGAAAUAAGAGGAAUGGUGCAAAGAUUGAGGGGGGCAAAGAAAAUGAUGGCAAGGGAGGAGGGGGAGGCGCCGCCCGCUUGCCCUCUGCGCCUAAACAGACCUACGCCCUACAAGUGGAGGACCCGCCCUACCCUAGCGGCGGCGGCUCCUCCACGGCGGUGGCGGAGCUGCACGAGGCACCCUCCACCCUGCUGGGGGACGACUACCCGCCCGUGCGAAGCUACGGGGAUUUGAGGGAUCUGUUCUGGUUGGAGUCUGGGAAGGUGUGGGGCAUAGCUGGUCCUAUUGCCUUCAACAUUUUGUGUAAUUAUGGGAUCAAUUCCUUCACAAGUAUAUUUGUUGGCCACCUUGGAGAUGUGGAGCUCUCUGCUGUUUCCAUUUCCCUCUCUGUCAUUGCUAACUUUUCCUUUGGAUUCUUGUUAGGCAUGGGUAGUGCACUAGAGACAUUAUGUGGGCAAGCAUUUGGAGCAGGGCAGAUAGAGCUUCUUGGAGUGUACCUGCAAAGGUCAUGGCUAAUCCUUGGGGCAUCAUGUGUUUGCAUGUUGCCACUAUACACACAAUCCACCCCAAUACUAAAGCUGUUGGGCAUAAGAGACGAUAUCGCGGAGCUAGCGGGGGACUUCUCCAUCAAAAUCAUACCCCAAAUGUUCUCCCUCGCGAUAAACUUCCCCACCCAGAAGUUCCUGCAGGCGCAGGUCAGGGUGGGGAUUCUGGCGUGGGUGGGGUUUCUGGCCCUCAUCACCCACGUCGGGCUGCUUUUCCUCUUCGUCAGGGUGUUCAGGUGGGGCACGGGUGGGGCCGCGGUGGCCUACGACGUGUCUGCUUGGGGGGUGGCGUUGGCCCAAGUGGUGUACAUUGUGGGGUGGUGCAGAGACGGGUGGAGGGGCCUCUCGUUGUUGGCUUUCAAGGACCUUUGGCCUUUUGUCAGGCUCUCCGUCGCCUCGGCUGUCAUGCUCUGCUUAGAGAUUUGGUACUUCAUGACCAUCAUCGUCAUGACCGGUCACCUCGGCGACCCUGUCAUCGCCGUUGGCUCUCUCUCCAUCUGCAUGAACCUUAAUGGAUGGGAAGGCAUGUUGUUCAUUGGAAUAAAUGCAGCAAUAAGUGUCAGGGUGUCAAAUGAGCUAGGAUCAGGGCACCCAAGGGCAGCAAAGUACUCAGUGUAUGUGACAGUGGCAGAGUCACUGUUGAUAGGGAUAUUCUGCAUGACAAUAGUCAUUGCAGCAAGGGAUCAUUUUGCUGUGUUCUUCACAGACAGUCUGAGGAUGCAGAAAGCUGUUUCCAACUUGGCUUACCUUCUUGGUGCCACUAUGUUGCUUAACAGUGUUCAGCCUGUUAUCUCAGGUGUGGCAGUAGGAGGAGGUUGGCAAGCCCUUGUGGCAUACAUUAACUUGACUUGCUAUUACAUCUUUGGCCUUCCCCUUGGCUUCCUUUUAGGUUAUAAAGCAGAGUUAGGAGUUCAGGGAAUAUGGAUAGGCAUGAUUUUGGGAACAUUUUUGCAAACUAUAAUUCUGUCCAUUAUAGUCUGGAAAACCAAUUGGGAUGACGAGGUAAUGUAUGAGUUUUAGAAAACUAAAUUUCAGACAUUGAUUGUGAAACAAUGAAUUUCAUAUUGAAAUACACUAUUUUUUAAAAAAAAAUCUGGAUUUAUAAUAUGUACUCCCUCUGUCCCAAAACUAUGUUUGUGUUUUCUUCGUUACGACAUUCCGCAAUAAAGUUUGCAUUUUUUUUUAAAGAAAGAAUUUGUACGGUU